This is a messenger RNA of Lichtheimia ornata, 2106 nucleotides long. RefSeq lists its product as uncharacterized. Gene Ontology annotation, cellular component: nucleus. The transcript has 3 exons. Gene Ontology annotation, biological process: endoplasmic reticulum unfolded protein response; regulation of transcription by RNA polymerase II. The record is from RefSeq and is a predicted model, not a curated record. NCBI's taxonomy places the organism in Eukaryota, Fungi, Mucoromycota, Mucoromycetes, Mucorales, Lichtheimiaceae. The coding region runs from base 1 to 2106 and encodes 701 amino acids. Gene Ontology annotation, molecular function: DNA-binding transcription factor activity, RNA polymerase II-specific; RNA polymerase II cis-regulatory region sequence-specific DNA binding.
AUGACAUCGCCCACCAUUAAACCAGACCCUGAAGUACAGGAGGAGCAUGACGAGUUGCUCAUGUCGUAUUUGAAUGCCGAUUGUCUUUCAGGCGAUAGUUGGCCGUUAUCCAAUGACGAACAACACCAACAGCAGCACCAACAGCCGCUUUCACCUCCAUACUCAACAUCAUCUGAUGGCAGUAUCAACAAUGCAGAGGACGCGUAUACCAAUAAAUCAGAGGAUAUGUUUGCAGCCCCAACAGCCAACAUGAUGGAUUACACGUCGUGGCUGGCAGCAGCAGCAGCAGCAGGAUUACCACAAGCCAACAACUUGAAUGGAGCAGCCUCGUCGACAUACUGGCCAGCACCUCCUCCACCUGAAUUCUUGCAAUCAUUUGUGCCCCCUUUAUACAUUCAACAAGCAGCUGCUAUUAAUCAAUCACCCAACAUCCCUUUGUUACAGCCAUCGAUUCAACCACAGCCACAACAACAAGAUGUGAAACUAUCUUCAGCAUCAUCAACAGCCUCUUGCUCAUCAUCAGAUUCAGAACAGCCAAGAAAGAAACGUGGACGUAAGAAAAAGGAUCCUAUUGGUAUAGCUUCCGCACCAUCAACACAGUUAAGACCCCUGGCAAGACUUCUCCCUGCAUCGGCACAACCGCCACAACAACCCAACAACAACAACAACACAUCCUCAUCGUCAACAACGGCUACCCCAUCUCCUCCACCUCAACAAUCAUCCACUUCUCCUUCACCAUCGCCACCAUCCCCACCUGUAGCUGCAGCCAAAGAACAACAACAACAACAACAACCCAUCAUACCUACAACGGUUGCACAGCAACAGCAACAACAACAACAAUUACCCCUGACAAGCAAUGACAACACACCUAUACCUGCCAGCGUCAAAAUUGAGCCAUCACAUUCUUCUCCAGAGGAAGCACAAAAAGCAGCAGCGAUUGCUAAGCGACAAGAACGAUUAAUCAAAAAUCGAGCAGCAGCACUCCUAUCGCGUAAGCGUAAGCGUGAACAUUUGAACGCGUUGGAAGAAGAAAAGCAAAACCUUUCAAAAGAAAACGAACAGCUCAAGGCUCGUGUGGCUGAAUUAGAAUCAAGAGUGGACACAUUGGAAAAAGAGAAUCAUGAUUUGAGACGACGUAUGGUUGGCAACAACAACACCACCACCACAGCAUUGUUAUCAUCCAACAAGAAUACCAGUCAUAAUAAGGCCACGGGAGUGGUGUUUAUGAUCAUAUUAUUUUCAUUUGCAUUGUUUUCAUUGCCAUCAAGAAGCGUGAAUCAACUCACUGUGGGUGGAAGUAGCCCAAAGCAAUUAGUGGGAGGUUCAAGCUCUCUUGACUUGACAUUCUUCAAUGGUGGUGCACCGACAACUCCACGACCUACACUGGACAGUGGCCCAUCAUCAUCAUCAUCUUCAAUUACACCAAGCACAGAUUUGGUACUCAUUGAUCCUGUACGACCUUACGCACUCCGCAAUUGGAUUCAGGACAGACUUACUACCACCACCACAACAACAACCAAUGGUGGCAACAAUGUCAAAAAUCAUGAAAAGAGUUUGGUGCAAUGGUCAUCUGAUGCCAUCCACAACAACAACAAGGCAGCAACAACACGACCUCACAUUUACUUGUAUUCUCGUGAAUUCUCUCAGGUGGCACCCAUCAUGAAUGAUUCAUCAACAACCGCUGCUUGUGAAGACAAUGGCUCUUCCUCCACCUUCCUGAUGAAUGAAGAUAACCACAACAAUGCGGCUCUUUUAUCAUUGAUUUCUCCGCUACCCGCUGAUAAGAACACAAGCUACCUUCAAAUUGAUGUUCAGGUACUCGGAUCGCGUGUCAUCGAUGGGCCACUCAUGUCCCUUGAACAAUGUCCUUUUGCUACUUCUCUAUUGGACAACAUGAAAGAUGAUCUCCUUUGUACUCGCCCUACAUUAUCUACUGAUGACAACCCAAUUUCGACUACCACCACCACUACAGCCAAGGACAAUACGACCACGGAUGGAGCCCAAGCUGCACUCAAACUUCCCACGGGGCGGAGACUUAACAAGGAUAUGCGACGACGCCUUGUAGGACAAGAACGUGCGAGGAAAAUUGCCCGAGUUGCUGAUUAA